Drosophila innubila is the source of this 5345-nucleotide messenger RNA. It is a transcript of the gene Hcf, whose product is annotated as host cell factor. The record is from RefSeq and is a predicted model, not a curated record. The transcript is spliced from 13 exons. Gene Ontology annotation, cellular component: histone methyltransferase complex. Lineage: Eukaryota; Metazoa; Arthropoda; Insecta; Diptera; Drosophilidae. Gene Ontology annotation, biological process: regulation of DNA-templated transcription; chromatin remodeling. Gene Ontology annotation, molecular function: protein binding; transcription coactivator activity. The coding region runs from base 257 to 5053 and encodes 1598 amino acids.
CCUAUGUGUGCGUCGUUGUCGUUUUCUUCGGCUUUUUUUUGCACAUUGUGUAUAUUGUAUGGCAAUAAAUUUGUUGACUUAAAUUUGAAUUACCAACAACGGUUCGGUUGAUAAUUUGAUGUCAUAAGGGAAGAUGCAUUCGUGCUUCGAUUCGACUAAAUACGCUAUUUGUAAAGAAAUUUAUUGAGAUCGCAUUUGACAACUUGUUAUUGAAAACAUCAACGUAAAUUGAUAAAUUAAUAUAUCUCUCCGUAAAAUGGAAACUGCCCAAUUCGCUGGAUCAGCAGUCGGAGUCUCUGACGAACUGAACUCUGAACAAAUUCUACGAUCUGACGGCCAAUCGAAUUGUUUAACCCGCAUCGAUAUGGAUGUCGAUGAAUUUCAAACAGAAAGCCAUGCUCAAAACUUGGCCAAUAACCAGUCGGGAUUCCGUUGGAAGCGAGUCCUUAAUCCAACGGGUCCCCAACCCCGUCCCCGACACGGACAUCGCGCAAUAAAUAUCAAGGAACUUAUGGUCGUCUUUGGCGGCGGCAACGAGGGAAUUGUGGACGAACUGCAUGUUUAUAAUACAGUUAGCAAUCAAUGGUAUGUGCCAGUACUGAAAGGGGAUGUACCGAAUGGAUGUGCUGCGUAUGGAUUUGUUGUUGAGGGAACUCGAAUGUUUGUUUUCGGUGGAAUGAUUGAAUAUGGAAAAUACUCAAAUGAGCUCUAUGAGCUUCAGGCAACCAAAUGGGAGUGGAGAAAAAUGUAUCCGGAGUCACCAGAUAAUGGUUUACCGCCAUGUCCACGAUUAGGACACAGUUUCACGAUGGUCGGUGAAAAAAUCUUUCUUUUUGGCGGCUUGGCAAACGAAUCGGACGAUCCCAAGAAUAAUAUUCCAAAAUACUUGAAUGAUUUAUAUAUAUUGGAUACUCGGGGUGUACAUAGUCACAAUGGUAAAUGGAUUAUACCCAAGACAUUUGGGGACAGUCCUCCACCUCGGGAAUCUCACACUGGCAUAUCGUUUAUCAGCAAAGACUCCGGAAAAUUAAGUCUGCUUGUCUACGGCGGAAUGAGCGGCUGUCGGUUAGGCGAUUUGUGGCUUCUGGAUACGGAUUCGAUGACGUGGGAAAAACCAAGGACUAGAGGACAAGCUCCACUUCCGCGAUCCUUGCAUAGCUCAACAAUGAUAGCCAACAAAAUGUAUGUUUUUGGUGGUUGGGUACCAUUGGUAAUAAACGACUCAAAGGCGACAACUGAACGCGAAUGGAAAUGCACAAACACAUUGGCUGUUCUCGAUUUAGACACAAUGACCUGGGAGAAUGUCACCUUGGAUACCGUUGAAGAGAACGUUCCACGAGCUCGAGCUGGACAUUGUGCUGUUGGUAUACAAAGUCGCCUAUAUGUGUGGUCAGGACGAGAUGGUUAUCGCAAAGCUUGGAACAACCAGGUUAGGGUAUGCUGCAAGGAUCUGUGGUAUCUGGAGGUGACGAAACCGCUCUACGCUGUCAAAGUAGCCCUGGUCCGUGCAUCCACGCAUGCCUUGGAGCUGUCCUGGACAGCAACCACCUUUGCUGCGGCCUAUGUGCUACAAAUUCAAAAGAUUGAGCAAGCUCAAGCAGUUGCCACAAAGCAGCCAGCUCUGAGUUUGGUGCAACAAAACACAGCAGCUGCCGCCGCUGCCAGCGUCGCUGUCGCCACAGCGCCCAACUUGACGUCCACUGCGGCGUGUGGCGCCCCAAAUGGUGCAGGAUCAGAAACGGCAACGGGAUUGAAAUAUGAAAAGACGCCAAUAUCUGUGCUACAUUUAAGCGGAAAUGCAAGUCCUGCCACCUUAGCCAAGACAACAACCACAGCUAGUACUGAUCUUGUCCAGAGUCCGCCAGUAAAGGCGCCAAUUUCAAUGUCCCUUACUCCGACAUCAUCGUCGUCAACAGUGCUGCCACAAAUCUCGAUAAUUAGCAGCAGCAAUACAACUGGUACACUGCAACAGUUCCGACCCAGCACAGCAAAGAUAACAGGAGCAACAAUAUCAUCAGCAGGAUCAUCAACAGUAUCAUUAUCAUCAGCAGCAGGAUCAGGCAAUUCAUUGGACACACAAAAUGUGGCUGUUCGUGUGGCCAGCUCUGUGGCAUCCAGUGGUGCAUCAAUUGUGCUCACCUCCCAAACAGCCGGAUCCACAGGAGCGUUACGUAUAGUACCAGGUUCCGGCAUUACCACAUCUACGGCGGGUCAAACAUUGCGUCUAGCAUCUACAUAUAGCAACAGUGCAGCUUCUGGUUCAGGAACCGCCACAACCACAACAAUACUAAAAUCCGCACAGCCAAGUGCGACUGUUCAGACAUCGCUUAAUCCCACAGCAACAACAACAACAACAACAUCGCUGGGGGGUAAACAAUAUUUUAUACAAAAACCCUUAACAUUAUCCCCCAAUGUCCAAUUGCAAUUCGUAAAGACGAGCAGUGGAGGAAUGGCAGUGCAAACCUUGCCAAAAGUCAAUUUCAAUAUUACCAAAGGCACUGGACAUGGUCAAGCCAUAUCAAUUUGCAACCAACAGUUGCCUGCGGGAUCUGCACAAAUUCAGAUUGCAUCUGGCAGCAGCAUCAGCAACGUUCAACCGAAGACUAUUAUGGUAACUGGAGCAGCGGCAGCUGCAACAUCGACAACAUCAUCAGUGGCAACAGCAGCUGGAGGACAUCAACAGCAGACAUUGUUGCAGCAACAACAGCAACUGCAAAAGCCAAUUGUAUCUGGAAAUGUGUUGAAACUUGUAUCGCCUCAUACGGUAUCCGGUGGCAAGUUGAUCAUGAAGAAUUCCAAUAUUCUACAAAUGGGCAAAGUGACGACCAACAUGAUGGGCGGCAAACCGGCGUUUGUUAUAACAAAUAAACAGGGUGCUCAGAUAGGCAAUCAACAGAUUAUUAUCGUUACCACCGGCUCCAGUUUGCGUACUGUGCCAACUGGAUCUGUGAUGACCACCGCCGGUGGCAGUUCCGGCAACAUUGUGAGCAUUGUGGGUUCAACUGGAACCACAGUCGGACCACGUACCGUCGUAUCCAGUGGUCAGAGUAAUGUUAAAAUGGUACGCAGCAUACAGGGUGCUCAGGGAGUUGGAGUUGCUGCUGGACGACCCAUAACAUUGACACUGCCAGCAACAUCAACGUCAUCCACCACACAUCAGCUGCUUGCUGGACAUGGCCAGAAGGGACAGAAGUUGCAGCAGAAAACCGCUGUUUAUAUUGGCGGCAAACCGGUUACGGUUAUGAGCGCCGGUUCAACGGGUGCUGGUACCAGCUCUACUGUCACAGCUGGUGGUAAUAAGUUGGUCAUGUUGCCAGGCGCGGCUGGACGCAAAGGAUUUGUCAACAUUUUCAAUGCUGGUGGCGCUCAACGUGCUUUGACAUUGGCAACACGAAGUGCUCCGGCUCCGGCUUCGGUGCAGGCUACGGCUAAUAAUAAUAAGACAAGCACAACAACCGGCGUACAGCUUAAGGAGAAAGAUAAUAGUGCUGUAGAGGCAGCGGUUACCAUUGCAACCAUGUCGGAAUCCGCUUACAUUGAUGCCGAUCCCAUGGAUGAUAUUAUUGAGCAGCUCGAUGGUGCUGGCGAUUUAAUAAAGGCCCAAGAAUCCCAAUCAAAUAUGGAUCAAGACAUUGAUGAUGAUGAUGUUGCUGAUGAUGAUGACAAUGUUGACGAUGCCACGUCAACAUCAAUAUCAGCAGCUGCUGCACCUGUUGCUCCUGCUACCGCUGCUCCUGCUCCUGUUGCAGCUGGAGGAGCACAGGAAAUUAAGCCGGAAACAAUCGAUGAUAUUUCGGGGGUGAGUAGCACAACUGAUGCCCAGAAAACAUCGACACAAGCCUGCGAUGGAAACACCGAUAGCAUCGAUACAAAUCCCAAUGUUUCAGCAACCGUGACAACAACUGCGUCGGAGAUCAAUCAGCCGACCGCGUCUGAGACUGAGGCCGCAAAUAUAUUAACAACGAUCAAGUCGGGCGAGGUUUUGGGUAACACCGGCAUCUUCAAGGACUCAGCCAUAUCGACCACAAGCGAGACCGAUGUUGAACAAAGGACCAUGAUAAUUUCCGCUCAGCGGCAGCAUCAGCAUUCAAAUAUGGACGAUUCACAUUUGGAAGCGUUAGCAUCUGCGGCUGUGAUGCAAGCGGCAACAGCUUCAGCGGCGGAUUCAAGUCAGAUUCAGACGGCGAGGAGUCUGCUCGACGGCUCCUCUUCAGCUAACCAACUUAAUAAUAAUAAUAACAGCAGCAGUGACAACAGUAAAUCGAAUGAACAACCAAAAAGCUGCACCGACAACAAUAUCUCAAUUGAUGAGAGCGAUAAAUGGCACACGGUUGGCAUAUUUAAAGAGCUGUCGCACACCGUCACCAGCUAUAUCGACCAUAAGUGCUUCAACGAGUCGCUACUUGACAACUUUGAUGCUGACAAUCUUCCAGACUUGGCGCAAUAUCCGCGCAUUAGCUUGGAUCCUGGCACCGCCUAUCGAUUUCGUCUGGCAGCUCUAAAUACCUGUGGUCGCGGUGAAUGGGGAGAGAUAUCCAGCUUCAAGACAUGUCUGCCUGGUUUCCCAGGUGCACCGUCGGCCAUCAAGAUAUCCAAAGAUGUUAAGGAAGGUGCACACUUGACAUGGGAGCCACCACCGGCACAGAAGACCAAGGAAAUUGUAGAGUACUCGGUCUACCUGGCCGUAAAGCCAACGACAAAAGAUAACAAGGCGGCCUCUUCACCACAGCUGGCAUUUGUCCGGGUUUAUGUUGGAGCUGCCAAUCAGUGUACAGUGCCUAAUGCAUCGCUUUCCAAUGCCCACGUCGAUUGCUCCAACAAGCCGGCGAUCAUUUUCCGCAUCGCUGCGCGCAAUCAAAAGGGAUACGGACCGGCAACGCAAGUCAGGUGGCUUCAAGAUCCGACAACAACGAAACUGCAAGGUGCUGCCAAUGCGACAAACUUGAAGCGAUCGCAGGAGAAACUCCAGGGAUCAUCCGGAGCAUCAUCGGCAAGCCCGUAUAGUUCACCCCAGAAGCGUGCUCGGAGCACUGGCAUCCAGGGCAACGAUUGAGCAUCAUCAUCAUCAUCAUCAUUAUCAUUACUAUGCAUCAUCAUCAUCAUUAUGUUCUCGAUGGUGUUUACAGAUUGUACAGUGCGAUCCAGUUGCAAAUACUAUUUUCUAAAAUGCUUCCACCAGCAAAAAAAAAAAAAAAAGAUCAUCGCGUUGCUCUAGGUUGCAUUAUUAUUUUUAAUUAUAUACAUACUUACACAACUAGACGUACUUUAACUUAAGUCAAAAGUCGAAAGUAACACAUAUUAAAAUGGAAAUCAUUAAUUAACAAUUAAAUUAAUUAGUUUGUCAA